Lotus japonicus is the source of this 2172-nucleotide messenger RNA. RefSeq names its product protein DETOXIFICATION 40-like. The record is from RefSeq and is a predicted model, not a curated record. Gene Ontology annotation, molecular function: xenobiotic transmembrane transporter activity; antiporter activity. Gene Ontology annotation, cellular component: membrane. Lineage: Eukaryota; Viridiplantae; Streptophyta; Magnoliopsida; Fabales; Fabaceae. The transcript is spliced from 7 exons. Bases 86 to 1624 code for a protein of 512 amino acids. Gene Ontology annotation, biological process: xenobiotic detoxification by transmembrane export across the plasma membrane.
CAUUCCUUUAUAUAUUAACUCACCCUUAUUCCAUCAACAAAUCAAGCAGCAAUUCCUCUAGCUGCACUGCACUGCACCACUCAUAAUGGAGUCCUUGUCCCAAGAUGAACUCCACCAACCCAUCUUAAACUCAACUCAGGAAGUUCAUGAUCACCCGCCAGUGCCACGGUUCUCAUCCGGAGCACACAUAGUGGAUACUCGUCUGGAACAGGUACUAUCCGACACAGAACUACCCUGGCUGAAGCGCCACCUCUCCGCCACAUGGAUCGAACUCAACCUCCUCUUCCCCCUCGCCGGACCAGCCAUCCUCGUCUACUUGAUCAACAACUUCAUGUCCACCGCUACUCGCGCCUUCGCCGGCCACCUCGGCAACCUCGCCCUCGCUGCUGCUAACCUUGGCAAUGAUGGAAUCCAACUCUUCGCUUAUGGCCUAAUGUUGGGAAUGGGAAGCGCGGUGGAAACAUUAUGCGGACAAGCAUACGGUGCUCACAAAUACGAUAUGCUAGGAAUUUAUAUGCAAAGAGCAUUCAUCGUUUUGACAAUAACUGGAAUUCCAUUAACCGUGGUCUACGUUUUCUGCAAACAAAUUUUGCUAGUGCUUGGUGAAUCAGACGACGUGGCAUCUGCCGGUGCGAUCUUCGUGUACGGUUUGAUCCCGCAGAUCUAUGCUUACGCUUUUAACUUCCCAAUUCAGAAGUUUCUGCAGGCGCAGAGCAUCGUGGCACCGAGCACUUACAUCUCUGCCGCGACGCUCGCGCUGCUGAUACUGCUGAAUUGGGUGGUUGUGUACAAGUUGAAGUUCGGGCUUCUUGGGACAUCGUUGGUGUUGAGCUUUUCGUGGUGGAUCAUAGUGGUGGCGCAGUUUGUUUAUAUUGUUACUUCACGGAAGUGUAGACACACAUGGAGUGGGUUCAGUUUUAGAGCGUUCACUGGGCUUAGGAGUUUUUUCAGGCUGUCGAUUGGGUCGGCGGUGAUGCUGUGCUUGGAAACUUGGUAUUUUCAGAUCCUGGUGCUUAUUACUGGGUUGCUGAAGAAUCCUGAGCUUGCUCUUGAUGCUGUCGCUGUUUGCAUGACAAUAGCAGGGCUGUUGCUCCAAUUUGCAAUUGGAUUUAAUGCAGCUGCAAGUGUGAGGGUGAGCAACGAGUUGGGGGCAGGGAAUCCCAAAGCUGCUGCAUUUUCAGUUAUUGUUGUGAACACGCUUUCGUUCAUAAUUGCGGUGAUAGAAGCAGUGGUGGUUCUUGCACUUCGUCACGUUGUGAGCUACGCAUUCACUGAAGGUGAAACCGUUGCCAGAAAGGUAUCAGAGCUGUGUCCUUACUUGGCGGUCACUAUCAUUCUCCAAGGGGUCCAACCGGUACUAUCUGGAGUGGCUGUUGGAUGUGGAUGGCAAUCCCUUGUGGCAUAUAUAAACGUGGGCUGCUAUUAUGUGAUUGGAAUUCCAGUGGGCUGUGUUUUGGGCUUCAAAUUCGACUUUGGCGUGCAGGGAAUAUGGUCAGGCAUGAUUGGGGGAACAUUGCUGCAGACCAUCAUUUUAUUAUGGAUCACAUUCCGCACUGAUUGGGAUAAAGAGGUGAAUGCAGCCAAAAAACGAUUAGACACAUGGGAAGACAAGAAGGAACUAUAGGCCCAGAGCUGAUAUACAUGGUGUGCAGGACCUAGUGGAGUAUAUCAUCCUUUCUGUGUCCCAAAGUUUGAAUCAAUCCAAUUGUUCAAAACCAGCUUUGUUCUUCUUUCAUCCAAUUUUUUUUCCAAUAUCUCUGCAUCCAAAUUUGAACUGUUGAAUUGGUAUUUUGACAAUCUGAAAAAGCUCAUAGUAUAGUCCAAGCUUUACUUCAGGAACUGAGCUCCUGGCUCUCAAGUUCUUUUAGAUUGUUAAAUAUUAAUGACUCAAAUAUCGGAUGGAGACAUGUUGGAUGGAUUGAGAGGAUCGAAAUUCGUUGAAAACAUACCUUAAUAAUUUUGAAUUGGAGUGAGUGAUAUAGAAUAAAGGAUUUCGUUAAUUUUGUGAUCAUUGUUUAAUGUUAGUUUUUUUGUUAGAACAAUGCUAUAUGCCGCGAGAAAGUUUUUGCACAAUUUGCACGGAUAGCCAACCAAUAAAUGUUGUUCUGCUGGAAAUCAUGGAUGAUCAAUUAAAAAAAUUUGAAUGGACAUUAAUCAUGUGUAGCGACAUAA